AUGACCAACAAACCCGGGGAACAGUCCACAAGCUCACAAGUGGCAAAGCCUCCACCACCAUACACCGCAUCACCAAGUCAACCAACCACCCAACCCAACUACCCCAUAAUCCAACCAUACCCCAUCCAACAACAACCCAUCUACGUCCGCUCAGGCGAAAGACCAUGCACCCGCUUCUGCCGCGCCUUUUUCGUAGCGGUCGUCAUCUGGCUGUUAUCAGGCAUCUUCAUCCGCAGUUUUCUCUCCCUCGUUCACUGGCGGCCCCACCAUCACCACAGGCCAGGGAGCUACGCCGUCCCUUCAGACCUAACACUCUCCGCGUGUGUGACAGGCUUCGCAUGGUCCCUCGAACCGUUCUCGCCUACCUCGUACGCGGCCCAAUACCCACCUGGCCACUCCUUCCUACCCCCCAGCGCGUUCCCGUAUUCGUCCCAAAGGACGUUUGAGUUGCCAUUAAACAACCAACGAGGGGAAGGAAAUAUUUUUUUGCUGUCGAGGGGCCCGAUGUCGAGUGGGACGUUGGAUGUUGUUGUUGAUCCUGAGCAGAAGAAGGGUGUGGCGAGUGUUAGAGUCACUGUAAGGUAUUUUAGGGAAGAUGUUAGGGAUGGGGCGAAGGCGUGUUUGGUUGAACGGGAGGGGGGUGUUAGUGGUGUUGGCGUUUUUACCCCCGAGUGGUGGUAUACUGGCCCUGGAGUCGACAAGCAACUAUACAUGGAGAUAACCAUCGUUCUGCCCUCUGAUUCUGCUGACGAAUCCACACCGCUGUACAUCAAGAGGUUCGAGACGGACUUGCCGAAUACACUUCAUCGCUUGGGAGACCUUGCCAAGACAAUUUCGUUUGGGAGUAUUACGCUUCAGGGGACGAAUGCGGCUAUUCAAGUCGAGUCGGUACGUAUGGAUCAAGGAAGUUUCGUAACGAAGAACGGGGGUAUACAAGGGACGUUCAACGCUUCGACGAGUCUUGAACUCAAGACUUCUAAUGCACCCAUAAGGGUUGACGUUGGGCUGCAUAGUGGUGGUGGUACCGGUGACACCCCUUUCGAGAUGUCCACUUCAAAUGGACCAAUAGACGCAUCCAUCCAUCUCAUCCCCUCCACCUCCCCUUCCCCACCACACUACAAAAUCCAAGCCCACACCUCAAACAGCCGUCUAAACCUCAAAUUCCCCCCCUUGUCUCUCCCUCCCCCCUUCUCCCCGAUCUUAUCACUAAGCGCACGAACAUCCAACGCACCAGCUACCGUAUCGCUCUACCCAACCUACGAAGGUCGCUUUUCUCUCCAAACGACGAAUCAUGGUGUAGAGGUACAUGAGAAUAAACAGGGGGGGAGGAGCAAGAGGAGGGUUGUUAUGCAACGGCCAGGGAGGGGGGCGGGGAGGGGGAGGGUUGAGGGUUUCGUUGAGUUGGUUGGUGUUGGCCAUGAGGAAGAGGGGGGGAAGAAAGGGGGAAGGGUGGAUGUGAGGUCGCAGAAUGCGCUUGUGCUUUUGGAGCUGUGA
Laccaria bicolor S238N-H82 is the source of this 1494-nucleotide messenger RNA. RefSeq lists its product as uncharacterized. The transcript is spliced from 4 exons. NCBI's taxonomy places the organism in Eukaryota, Fungi, Basidiomycota, Agaricomycetes, Agaricales, Hydnangiaceae. The coding region runs from base 1 to 1494 and encodes 497 amino acids. The record is from RefSeq and is a predicted model, not a curated record.